Schistocerca gregaria is the source of this 1803-nucleotide messenger RNA. It is a transcript of the gene Tango2, whose product is annotated as transport and Golgi organization 2 homolog. The coding region runs from base 779 to 1771 and encodes 330 amino acids. The record is from RefSeq and is a predicted model, not a curated record. Gene Ontology annotation, cellular component: Golgi apparatus. Lineage: Eukaryota; Metazoa; Arthropoda; Insecta; Orthoptera; Acrididae. The transcript has 7 exons. Gene Ontology annotation, biological process: protein secretion; Golgi organization.
CUGAAUAAGAGGAGUCAUGUUAUCGGCUAAUAAGGUAUUCGCAGCGAGAUGUGCCCAAGAUACAUAGAAAUUGCCUAUGUUUGUUACGCCCCCUCCCCCACCUUCCUUCAGUGAUGAUCAACCGUCAUUUUCUUUUAUAUUGGUAGUGUAACAUAUAUUUCCAAAUAAAACAGUUAGUAAAAAUAAAUGGCAAAACAAAAUAAGAACAUAUAGAAGAUAAAAUCUUCCGUAACAAUACGUUGUCCUCGUUGUCACUGUGAUUACAGGUAAAAAAGAAAAAAAAAACGGGAACGACGAUAGUUAUUACGAAUUCAAAACUAAUACAGGGGAUAACUCGUAUUGGCAGGACAUGUCGCGGAUUUUGCGAUCCGUACAACUUUACAGCCUGCUGAGACUCAGAGAAGAGUUGUUACCACAAUCACACUUAAUGAAGGUGUAGUGCCGACGUAAGACAAUAAUCUAAAGUCUCUGCUAUGCUAUCUACAUUCAGUGAGACAAUGCUCUCGUAAACUUACACAACGCCAAGUUGACAAAAGUAAACAGUGAGGUAUUAGCCAGUCUCCGAUUCCUACAGAGCACUUGUUACUCCGUUUAUAACAGGAAGAUGGUCACGGCAUACUUUAUGUAACAGAAAUGUCAAGAGCUACACCUUCCAUAGUAUCUAGAACUGAAGGAGAUCCAGAGAAACUGGAGGCUAUGCCAGGAACCCUGGUAUGGGCCUGAUAAGAGCAACUCCAGUUACUGCAACACCAGGCAGUUCGGCAACUUCUCGGACUGUAUGAAGCAUGAAGGCACCUCAACAGCUGCCUUGGCAACUAGACAGACAGAAGCCAGGUUGGGUAGUAGAUCGAGAAAUGCAAGAUCGCCAAAGAACAGGAACACUUUUAACACCUGCAUCCAUAACUUGUGGAUAAUGUGCAUUUUAUUCCUUCACACUCAGACCUCCUCAACAGCUGGCCGUUUUCGCCUUAUACUGGCUGCAAACCGUGAUGAGUACUACAUACGCCCAGCUCUGCCUAUUCACUUCUGGAAAGAAGAUGAGACUGUAAUAGGAGGUCGUGACUUGGAACCCGGUAAAGAGGGAGGCACAUGGCUUGCUCUUUCAGCAAAGAAUGGAAAACUUGGUGCGUUACUCAAUAUCAUGAUGCCAGGCGGCGAGCAUCCCCCACAUUUAUUAGGAAGAGGUAGUCUUGUUGCCAAUUUUGUGCGUAAUAAUGUUUCCUGCAGCAAAUAUCUGCAAGAAGUGGCAGGGAAUGGUGCAAAUUAUCGCCCUUUCAAUCUUCUCACAUUACACUUGAGGAAAAAUGAUGCUGACAUGUAUGUGUAUUCAAAUGUUGGUAGUCAAGGUGAACCCAUUAAAAUAACUGAAAACUGCUUUGGAAUCAGUAACAGUGAGUUCAAUACUCCAUUCCUCAAAGUGACAGCAGGCACCGAAAGAUUUAAACAAAUUGUCCAGAACUAUGGUGAUAUAACAAACAAGGAUUCCCUAAUAAAUGAACUGCACAUUUUUCUACAGUGGAAGGAAAGUCAUUUUCCUGACCCUGUACUCACUGAAAGUGCCCCUCAAGUGACACCAGAAUUUCUAUUGCCACUAAGCUCAGUAUUCGUAAAGAAUAUGAACCGUUCAUAUGGAACAAGAGCACACAGUAUAAUUCUUAUGGAUGAUGAAGGGCAUACUGACUUUUACGAGUGGUCAAUGAAAUGCCCUAUUGAGGCUACCAAUCCUGUUUGGGAAUACAAUCAUCUAACAUGUCAAGUACAGUUGCAGUAAAUAUGAAAUAAAUAGAUACUUUUAUUAUUGUA